This is a messenger RNA of Sorghum bicolor (sorghum), 3000 nucleotides long. Its product is annotated as cyclic dof factor 2. Gene Ontology annotation, biological process: regulation of DNA-templated transcription. The transcript has 2 exons. The record is from RefSeq and is a predicted model, not a curated record. Gene Ontology annotation, molecular function: DNA-binding transcription factor activity; DNA binding. The coding region runs from base 1133 to 2668 and encodes 511 amino acids. Lineage: Eukaryota; Viridiplantae; Streptophyta; Magnoliopsida; Poales; Poaceae.
AUAUGAUCUCUUUCACGUAAUCACGUUGUCACUCUAGCGAAUGGCAGAGUCGUCAUGUCACUUCCGUUGUGGAUGGGAGGACGAGGAGAUGCGAUUUUUGUGAUCAGCGGUUCAAUUUGUGUUGUGCGCUCUUUUCAACUUUCUUUUUUUUCUUCGUUCGCGAUUAAAUUUAGUGUCGGGAAUCUCGUCUGGGGUUGUUUAGAACUUUGGAAGUUCAAGCUAAGAACAGGGCGAAUUCGUUUGUGUGGGCGGGCGCUACGAGGUGCUGGCUAUCAAGAUCAGCGCGAAAUUCUGGACCACUUUUUUCCCCUCUCUUUUUGACGUGAAUGAGGAAUACCUUGAGUUCCUGCACUCUGCUGAAACUGGCUCAGACGGGGCCACUGGCAGUGGCACCUUGAUGGUUUGAUCCCAGUCUCAAUUUGAGCUCAAACUUCUGUGUCCAAAAUCCAUGUGCCGCCACAAAAGAGUCUGUAGCUGUUGGCUUCCUGGGGGGUGCAGAUGGGGCAGCUCAUGCUACAGUAGAGUAGGGUGUUGUCCUCCUCGCCUUGCUUCCUCAAAAUAGUUAUUGCUGAGGAGUCCAAAGGUAGAAAUCUGUGCAAGGUGAAGGUGUAGCUCCCGUUUGUGGUGGAGUGGUCCUUCCAUUCCAUGGACCAAGACCAUGGCCUUGUCACUGUCCAAGAGUGGCCGCUUAGGCGCUUCGCUUUUCAUCCUGACAAAUAGAUGUCUUGAUUUGGUUAACAGGGGACGUGUAUAAAUUUGUUUGAUCAGGAAAGUGACACUAAACAAGGCCGCCUAGGAGCGUGUGAGAAACAGGAUUAAGGGAGGAGGUUUGAAUCAUCCCUUAUUUCAGUUCGUCGAUGUUUGGGUGUGCAUUUUUCUCCGCUUCAUGUACCAUUGCAUGUGUGAUAAAAUUUGUCUAUGAGCUGCUGCACUUGGAACACAUUGUGGAUUUAUAUGGAUUCCGCUAUCCCAAUCUGACUUAAUUUGAACUUGCAUGGCAUGCUCAUUGCAGAUUUGUUAGUGAUUCAAUGCUUCCAUAGUUCCAUGCUCUCUGUUCCUUGAUUAACAAAAUGAAAUUUCUUUUCAGGAAAAUUCAUAAGCUUCAUGAAAAGAACAAAAAAAGCCAAAUAAUAUGACUACAAAUACAAUUGAUGAUCAACACAAUGAGAAAGAAGAGAAACCUGCUAGUGAAAUGGUUAACAUGCCACAAGAGAAGGAUAAAGAAAUCAAGGUUGACACGCCACAAGUGGAGAAGGAUAAUGAAAUGAAGGUCGAUGCGCCACAAAAGGAACAUGAUGAUGAAAUGAAAAUUGAUGCACAGCAAGAGAAAAAAGAUGAACAGAUGGAAGUCAAUGGAUCACCAAUGCAUGAAAAUAUAGAACCAGCCAAUUUACCUCCCUCAGAGCAUAAGAAAGAAGACGAGGACCUGAUGAACAGUACUGAAGAUAAAGCAGCAUCAGAUCCAAAGGGGGAGAAUGAGAAGACAUCAAAUGAGGAAUCAGGCCAGGACAAGGCACUUAAGAAGCCAGAUAAGAUUCUACCUUGUCCUCGGUGCAACAGCAUGGAUACAAAGUUCUGCUAUUACAACAAUUACAAUGUUAAUCAACCAAGACACUUCUGUAAGAAUUGCCAGCGGUACUGGACUGCAGGGGGCACUAUGAGGAAUGUACCUGUUGGUGCUGGGCGGCGCAAAAGUAAGAAUUCAUCAUUGCACUACCGUCAGUUACUGAUGGCCCCUGAUUGUAUGCUGGGGUCUAGAGUGGACAUAUCAAAGUCAGUGCUCCCUGAAGCUCUUGUAUCUCCACCUGCCCCGAUACAGCCAACCAGUAGAAAUGAAACAGUUCUAAAAUUUGGGCCUGAGGUGCCACUUUGUGAAUCAAUGGUGUCAGCAUUGAACAUUGAUGAGCAGAAUGUAAACAACUCUGGAUCAGCACCAAGAGGUGAAAAUAGGGAAGAUAACCCUGGACCUGGCACAUCAUACAAUGGUGUGCCUGAAAACAUGGUUCACGUCGAUAAGAACGGAGCACCAGUUCAUUGUAACGGAGUUGCCCCAGUGCCACAAUAUUACCUUGGUACCCCUUUCAUGUACCCUUGGAAUGUAGGAUGGAACAAUGUCCCUGUGAUGGCGCCAGGUAAAAGUAUGCCCGAAUCUGCUCCUGCUUCUGCUUCAGAGAGCUGCAGUACUAGUUCAGCUCUAUGGAUGAACUCUCCCAUGAUUCCAGCCUCAAGAUUUCCUAGUCCAGCAUUUCCAUACCCACUUGUGCCACCUGCGCUUUGGGGUUGUUUGUCUGGAUGGCCAGUGACAACUUGGAACAUACCAUGGAUCAGAGCUAAUGGUUGCGUGUCACCGUCGUCAUCAAGCAACAGCAGCUGCUCGGGCAAUGGGUCUCCUACUCUGGGUAAACAUUCCAGGGACUCUAAUCCAAUGAAAGAGGAGAAGAGAGAGAAAUCACUGUGGGUUCCCAAGACACUCCGGAUCGAUGAUCCUGAUGAAGCUGCAAAGAGCUCAAUAUGGGCCACCCUUGGCAUCAAACCCGGAGACCCUGGCACUUUCAAGCCUUUCCAGUCCAAGGUCGAGAGCAAGGGACAGAGAUCAGACGCUGCUCAGGUUUUGCAGGCGAAUCCAGCAGCAUUAUCACGCUCGCAAACGUUCCAGGAGAGCUCUUGACUUCAUACCUUCAGUCUAUCUUAUAGUUUUGGUACUGUAAUGCUUACAUGCUAGUAGAGUUUUGCGGUAUGUGAAAAGAUCAGCAGAGAGCUUCUUGUAUAGCCACCUAGUGGCUCUUGCAAAGAGCUUCCAUGAGAACUCCUUACGAGAUAUGUAUGUAUUGUAAAUACUUGACAUACUGGUGUUGUAUAUUCAGUAUUAAGCAGAUUCAGGAAUAGACUCGCCUCUCACCUGGUUUGGCUCUGGUUUAUGCUGUAAACAGUUAACAUGUAGUAGAUAAUGUUGCAGUGAAUGAACUAAAUAUACUAUCAAAUGAAUCGUUUUGACAGUCA